UCUGCAAGGAAAUAGUCCCGUGAAAUUUACUGUGCAAUUUUACCUUUAGUUUAAUAAUUUGGCUAGUUUUGAGCCUUUAUCUUUAUUUAAUUUUGCAUAUUUUUGGACAGCAGUAGUGGUUUUUGAUCAAAAUUACAAGUAUUUUGUGUGUAGAAUUUCUGUAUUCCUCCGCGACCAUAUGAGAGGGGUGGUAAGAAUUGAUGUGAACUGAAGUUAAGAACAAGAACAUAAUGAUGGAGGGUUGGUGUUAGUUUAUUGUUUCGUUCAUAAAAUUCACUUGUAAUUUGUAAAUUAGGAUGGAGUGUUCUUUUGUGUGAAGUUUUUGUGAUGUGAAAGUGUUGAAAUUUUGGAAAGCAAAAACGUUGUGUCAAGUUAAUCGUGAGUUGUAUUGAAAUCAGUGAAGUGAUAUGGUUUCUAAAUUAUCGAGUGGAAUGGGCCCGGGUCCUACCUUUACCAUAAGCAGCCAUUUGGAGUGCUGACCAGUUUUAUUAGUAGUUUUCGCAUUAUGCAGAAACGCGAUCCUAGAGAAAAUAACAAAGAAAAAGAAUCGAGUGACGUGAAUGCUAAAAGGAGACCUAGUCUAGCAGCGACAAGAACCGCCAUGCAUUCCAGUCGGCACAGUGUCUCCAGCUCUGCAGGAGUUCUUAUGGUUGGACCUAAUUUUAGAGUAGGAAAGAAAAUCGGAUGUGGAAACUUUGGAGAACUGAGAUUAGGAAAAAAUUUAUACAACAACGAGCAUGUUGCCAUCAAAAUGGAACCAAUGAAGUCCAAAGCCCCUCAGUUACAUCUGGAGUACAGGUUCUACAAACUACUAGGAACACAUGUUGGACGUUCUGGUGGAAACAGGUCAGCCAACUUCCCAGAAGGAAUGGCAGCGGUUUACACGUACGGAAAAACAAGUGAUAACCAAUAUAACGCUCUAGUCCUCGAACUGCUUGGUCCGAGUCUGGAAGAUCUGUUUAAUGUCUGUAAACGAACAUUCUCCCUUAAAACCAUCCUUAUGAUUGCCAUCCAACUCUUACACAGAAUAGAAUACGUCCACGGGAGGCAUCUUAUUUAUCGAGAUGUCAAACCUGAAAACUUUUUAAUAGGUCGAACCAGUACGAAAAAGGACAGAAUAAUUCAUAUUAUAGACUUUGGAUUAGCUAAAGAAUACAUAGAUUUAGAGACCAAUAAACACAUACCAUACCGGGAACACAAAAGUCUGACUGGCACAGCAAGGUAUAUGAGCAUCAACACACAUUUAGGGAAAGAACAAAGUCGGAGAGAUGACCUGGAGGCUCUAGGUCACAUGUUCAUGUACUUCCUCCGAGGAUCACUCCCCUGGCAGGGCCUCAAGGCGGACACUCUCAAGGAGAGGUACCAGAAGAUCGGGGACACCAAGCGAGCAACACCUAUAGAGGUGUUGUGUGAGGGACACCCAGAGGAGAUGGCCACGUACCUGAGAUAUGUCCGAAGGCUGGACUUUUUCGAGACACCAGACUACGAGUACCUACGCAAGCUGUUCCAGGACCUGUUCGAGCGGAGAGGCUUCGUCGACGAUUCUGAGUUUGAUUGGACGGGAAAAACCAUGCCAUCUAAUAUGGACGAUUUACGCCUCAUGCGCAACGCACCUCCGUCUAAUGUAGGCAAAACAAAAUCUGACAAGUCAACCCCUGUUGGAUCUUUGCAGACUGGCCAUGAAAUCGUCGUCUCACCCAACAGAGAUAGGCAUCCCACCGCAAGCAAGGACGAUGAUAUUGAUUUUGACUUUGACGAUGAAACUAUGCUGAUUUUCGAGGGUGGAGGCAAGGGAGUGGCUGCUUGGCCGGAUGUCUCCAAACAACCCUCUCACACCCUGGGUAACCUCACUCCAGCUGAUAGGCACGGAUCUGUACAGGUGGUGUCGUCAACCAAUGGAGAACUUGCCAACGACGACCCUACGGCCGGACACUCCAACACCCCUAUCACGGCACAGGCGGAGGUCGAGAUAGUGGAUGAGACCAAUGACGAUGACAAUGAGAGUAGUGAGACGGAGACACCAGAGUCCAGCGUGGCAGGGACGGGCAGUUGUUGGUCUCUGUUCCUGCGUGUUUUGCCCUGAGUAGUGUUGGUUUUGCAGGUGCUGUUGUUUCUUCAAGCGUAAGAAAAAGAAAGGCGUCCGAGGAAAGUGACUAGCCGCAGUGGUGCAAUGCAGCCCCGAACGCGAGGCCGUCACUCUACUCCGCGCGACCAGCCAGAGUAACUCGCGCGACAGCGUACUCAACCCUGCGGUAACAUGAGCCUCGUCCACAUCGAACGAGUGUCAUCGGUGUUUUAAAUUGCCACAUGUUUGAACAAGUCAUUAAAGUAUCUAGGUUAAACCAAAUUAUUGUUAGCGAAAAUGAAGAAGAAAAUGUGUAUUAAUCUAAUCGGAGCCUUUAUGAGUAUUUUAUCUGUCUAAUUAUUGUGUUCAAUAAUUUAAAUAACUUGUAUGAAUACUUUUGCUGUGCAAAUUGGUUGGAAAUUUUGAAAAUGGAUUAUGUAUUUGAAUAUUUAUUUUUUUUAACUUUUUGGUACUAUUUGGUCCACGUUUGCUUUACAGUAGUUCUAAGUAGUUUUAUAAAACUCUGUUACAUUUUAUGUUUGAAAAAAAAUUUUGUAAAUUUUAGUAAUUAAAUGAAUUUUACUAUAAAGAGCUUAUUUCAUACUUGAUAUUAGUUGCACCCUAAAUUCAGGCUGGAUUUUUCAGGGUUGUCUCCUAUUGCAUAACCUGACAAGAACCUAAUUCAUGUUAAACAUAAUUUAGUUGGAUGAUGUUACUUAUAUCACAUUUUUUUGCCCAAUUCAUCUGUGUUCAUAAAUUUUGUGUUGUGAGUUUUAGCAACCUAUACUGGUUAUUACUAUGUUGCAUAUUUUUAUUUUUAUUUUUUUCAAUGAAAUACUCUUACAGCAAGUGUCCAUAAGUAUUUUGCCAGUUAAGGCAAUCACAAUUAAAUUAUGUUGACACCUCAACCAACAACUUGAUUGCUAUUGAUUAGGUGUGUCUGUUUGUUUGCAAAUCUUAAUUUUACGGAAUAUUAUUUUUGAAAUAUGUGAUUGUCUAUCUAUGUAGCCUAAAAGUUAAUAUGAGAAAAAAAUAAGUCAUGUUUGGUUUAAAUAAUUCAGACACAAAGAAAAUUUAUAAAAAUAGUGUUUCGAUAUGUUUAGUUUUUGAAUAUACUCUUUAUAUCUUAAAAAGAUUUUAUUUUUACUGAUGUCCAGAAUUGGCAAAAGUGGGCGACUUGUUGAAUGGAUUCUCCUAUAUAUUUUUUAAUACCUUUGAAAUUCUUUUGAGAGCUUUCUUUUGUAACAUUUUUGUGUUUCAAUUAAAAGUUGGUUGUAUUUGUUAUAUUUUUACAUUUGAAAUUAUGAAAUUUAACUGGUUCCCCCUACUUAUUUAAUUAAGAUAAUUAUUACCAAUAUUGUUCUCCUCUUUCAUUAAAUAAAUUAGUUUACCUAAAAAUACUGAGACAUGUUUGUGUAUAAUACGUGAAUUUUAAUAAAAUAAUUUACCAAAUUAUCUGAUAAUUUUUGUCACGAUAUUUAUGUAUUUUAUUUCUGUCAUAGCCCAUUUUAAAGUGGAUGAAUUGUCAUUGUUUUGUAUAGUCUGUUAAACAUUGGUCGAUAAAUUGGCUACUCUAUGUACAUAUAUAUUUAUCUUGUAUAUAUAUAUUGUUUUGUAAAUUUAUUUCUACCCUUAGAUUGAUUUGGAAUUAUUAAAUAAAUAUACACUGGACCAUUUUCGUGUAGAAAAGUAACUUGUUUUUCACUCAUUUAAAGGUAGAUAGCUUGGGAUCUAAGGCAUUGAAUUGUGGCAAAUUAAUUUCUUUCUCUUUGGUGUCUAAUCAAUCACUUGAUCAAAACAGCAGUAAGACUUAAAACAAUGUUGGUUGCUUUCAAAAAUCAAAGUUUAAAUGUUUUUGAUAAAACGUUUGUAUAUUCUACAACAUUAGUAGUGAAAUUUAAUUUAUUACCGACAUUUUUUAAAUAAAGUUCACGUAUGUUUCCUGAAAUCAGUUAAAACUGAAUUUGUUGAAUCAAGUUUUAAAAUUGAUGAGUUAAUUUCAGACAGGUGAACAAACAUAAUUUUAGUUAAUACUUCAAACUAAUUUUUCUUGCAUUUUAAAUUUACAAAUUGUCAAAAUUUCUUUACAGAGUUAAAGAUAAGUUAUAGUUAAUAUCCUAAGAUUUGUUUUGCAAACCUUUUCAAUCUUAGUGGCUCAUCCCGAGGAUGAAUUGGCUCAUUUACCAUUUCUCUCACCUUUUGAACUGUCAUAGAUUUGUUUUUAAGACUUAGUUUUGCAGUUCUCAUCAAUAGGUAAAAGAGUGAUUGUGUAGUUGUAUAUAACAGACUAUUUUUGUAAUUAAAGUUUCUUAUACGUUAAGGAUUUACACAUGUGUUGUACCAGGACAUAUCGUUUACAAGGUGGCAGUGGACUAGUGACGUUUGUCAUCAAAGGAAAUGGUAAAUGAGAAGUCUUACGGCUCAGUUAUACACUUAUACUUAUUAGAUAUAAUUUAAUUAACGGAACAACGUUCGUACUUUGGUUCCAUUAGGUGAUCUCUGUAUGUGCGUUCCCUAUUUCGCCUUUGAAUCGAGUAGUGAUUUGUAAAUUAUGUAAAUUUAAAACUAUUUGUUAGGUUAUUUAUAUAUAUAUUUGUAACUAUCGUUUAGUCCUAAAUUAAGAAUUUUUAUUUUCCUGUUAACCCGCAUCCACUACAGGAUAAGCUUUAUGUGAUAGGUUUUAACGAAUCAAAACGUCUCGUGUUUGGUGCAAAAAUAAACUUCUGUGAAGAGUUUUCAGUUCAGAGUUUUCAUAGUUGUAAUCCGCGUGGUAUUUAUUUUACUGUAUAUUUCAUACGUAUUCGUGUUACUAUGUAAGUCCGAUGCGGAUACAUUUUGUAAAAUACAAAUACUAUUCACUAUCCUGUAUCCCAAUGACUUAGUAUUAAUAAAUAAUUACAAUUUUGUGAAAUAUUUAAUUGAACUGUUGCAUUAAGAUUUUUUUCUAUGCAUGAAUUUAGGAGCUUCGGAAUAUAUGAGGCUUGAUUUGCAAAAUAUCGCUUGAAAUUGAAUGAAAAUUUGUUGCUUAACUUCACUGAAAUUUAUUUUUCCAGCAAAUCAGCUGUCUGCUGUGUGCAGACGACACAGUUGUAUAUACUGACACGGAUCAGCUGUUCCCGGGGUGUGAUCCCGGAUAACAAACUUGUAAUUAUUCGCUAGUUAAUCGAUUAUCUGCUGAUUGUUUCGUAACUCAGAACUGAAAAGUGUUGUAGGGUUUUUCUUUUAUUUACCAAACAGUUUAUGUUUUAAGUAAAUUUUCUUUUAGAAAACCAAAUAUUUAUAUCGGAUGAUCCGUACUCUAUCGUGUUUCAUAAUUGUAACUAUUUUAUAUAAGUUCUUGCAUACGUUCAUUCUGGCGGAAUAAAUUUAUUUACUGCUGUA
Messenger RNA from Macrosteles quadrilineatus (aster leafhopper), 5446 nucleotides. RefSeq names its product casein kinase I (gene gish). Gene Ontology annotation, cellular component: cytoplasm; nucleus; plasma membrane. The record is from RefSeq and is a predicted model, not a curated record. Gene Ontology annotation, molecular function: ATP binding; protein serine/threonine kinase activity. Gene Ontology annotation, biological process: signal transduction; endocytosis; peptidyl-serine phosphorylation. Bases 506 to 2083 code for a protein of 525 amino acids. Lineage: Eukaryota; Metazoa; Arthropoda; Insecta; Hemiptera; Cicadellidae. The transcript is spliced from 15 exons.